Messenger RNA from Gadus chalcogrammus (walleye pollock), 950 nucleotides. Its product is annotated as stress-associated endoplasmic reticulum protein 1. Gene Ontology annotation, cellular component: endoplasmic reticulum. Bases 166 to 366 code for a protein of 66 amino acids. The transcript has 3 exons. The record is from RefSeq and is a predicted model, not a curated record. Gene Ontology annotation, biological process: endoplasmic reticulum unfolded protein response. NCBI's taxonomy places the organism in Eukaryota, Metazoa, Chordata, Actinopteri, Gadiformes, Gadidae.
UCUUCCUGUGUGGGUGGGGACUACGGUGUUUGUCUACGUAGCAUUCAGCCUUAAACAUUUGACGGCCACGAUCACUUACACACCAAGAAGAACGUCUGUUCAAGAAACAGUUUGUUAAACACGUAUUUUUCUUACGAGCGGUGGAAAGGUAACAUAACCUGCAAGAUGGUGGCGAAACAGAGAAUCCGAAUGGCCAACGAGAAACACAGCAAAAACAUCACGCAGAGGGGGAACGUCGCCAAAUCAUCGAGGGGGACCCAAGAUGAGAAGGUGGCGGUGGGACCCUGGCUUCUGGCUCUCUUCAUCUUUGUUGUGUGUGGCUCUGCUAUCUUCCAGAUCAUCCAAAGUAUCAGGAUGGGGAUGUAAAAUGAUGCACGGAGAAAGGAGGCUUUUCAUUCUGCUUGAUCAAUGUCUUCUUCCCUGUUCUCUUGAACAAUGGCGCCCCCUGUCGGUCCUGUCGUCCAAUACCUAAGCCACUGACGCAUUUCUCAUAACAUUUCUGCACCUUAUUAGGACUUUUUGUUCUGGGUUUUCUGCAUUUUUUUUGUGUCUUCUGGCAUUCCUGCUGCAUUCACUUUCACACAUUUUGCUAGUUUACUACACAUUGAGGCUUUACCCUAUCUUUACCUAAAGGAAUCCAUGAUAGCAGUUCAUACCUGAAUGGUGAAUAUUGCUGGGGAAAAAAUGCAUUCCAUUUUCUUUUUUAUCUGAUGUCAUCAUCAUUUUACUCUCAGGUAUUCGACAGGUUAACCUAUGGGUCUGUGAAGUCUUUCCUAAUUAUUUUUUAAUUCUUCUAAGGGUGUAAUUUACAUUUGCCCAAUGGUGUAUUAUUUUCUCAGUGUCCUAGCAAAAUCAUAUUUGAUAAUUGUAUGAUUUUGUUUUGUUUUGUAUUUUGUUUCUUUGGACCAGAAUGUGGUUUAGUAAUGACAAAGCUGUCGUGAAAUUCAUAG